Sus scrofa (pig) is the source of this 1607-nucleotide messenger RNA. The record is from RefSeq and is a predicted model, not a curated record. NCBI's taxonomy places the organism in Eukaryota, Metazoa, Chordata, Mammalia, Artiodactyla, Suidae.
GGGGGCGGGGGGGGCUGGGCAGGUGUGGCCACGUGUGGGCCCCUCACCUCUUCCGGGUCCACAUGGGGUCUCGUUCUGAGUUUCCCUCAGGCUCCAGGGGAGAGGGCCUGGGCCUGGCAAGAAAAGGCGAGCAGAGGCCGGAGCCCUGAGGGGACCACCCACCGGGGACUGGGGGCCCUCCCAGAGUCCGGUUCAACCGUCCUACCAGCACUGGAGACCCGGGCUGUGCCACGGUCUACACCCGCGGUGCCCCUCCAUUCCUCUUACAGCGUCUCCAGGAACCAGAGGUGAAGGCCCAGGUGUGAGGCCCGCGUCCUCGUGUCACAGAGCAGGAGGCCCAGGCCGUGCCAGGCAUCCAGCUGUCCAGCCCUCGCAUCAUGCCUGUGGAUCAGCUGAGUGAUCUGCGCAAGGUAGUGAACCAGCUGUUCCUGUCCGAGGAGGCCGCGACCCCGUCGCCCUCCUCUGCUUCGAGCCCCCCGCCCUCCUCUGUGGAAGCCGAGGCCUUGCUCCAGGAUGCACUGCUGGCGAUGAUGGCUGACCUGGUGGAGUUCCUGCUCCUCAAGUAUUGCACCAAGGAGCCCAUCACCAAGGCAGAGAUGCUGAACGUGGUCCUCAGAGAUGCCCAGGACCGCUUCCCCGACGUCCUGAGCCGCGCCUCCGAGUGCAUGCUGCUGGUCUUUGGCUUGGAUCUGAAGGAGGUGGACCCGGAGGAGCACACCUACACCCUGUUCCCCACCCUGGGCCUCACCUGGGAUGGGGUGCUGAGCGAUCAUGAGCUGAGCCUGCCCAAGACCGGGCUCCUGGUGGUGGUCCUGGUGGUGAUUUCCCUGCAGGGGGACCGCGCCCCCGAGGAGGUGGUCUGGGAAACGCUGGGUGUCAUGGGGGUGUGUGCCGGGAUGGUGCACUGCAUCUAUGGGGAGCCCAGGGCGCUCCUCACCCAGGUGUGUGUGCAGGAGGGGUACCUGGAGUACCGCCAGGUGCCCCACAGCGACCCCGCCCGCUACGAGUUCCUCUGGGGUCCCCGGGCCCACGCGGAGACCAGCAGGUUGAAAAUCCUGGAGCACCUGCUCAGGGUCAACGGGAGGGUUCCCAGGUCCUGCCGUUUCCUGGCUGCGGUGGCGGUGAAUGAGGAGGAAGAGGGGCCCUGAGCCCGAGGGGCGCCCAGGCUCCUUGCAGGCCAGCAGCUUGUCCAGCAGCUUCGCUCUGUGUUCGAAGAGCGAGCAGUCAGCCUGCCAAGGAGCGGGGGCCGGGCGAGGGGGCACAGGGCGUGGGGCAGCCUUGGGUGCCGUUUCUUUGUGAGCCCGUGGGUGUUCAGCCCUGUUUCCUUUAGUCGUGUUUGUAAUGCUGUUCCGUUCACUAGAAAUCUUGAUAAACUUCCGGGUCUAACUUGGCGAACUGUAUCAACCACACUCGCAUUGGUACUUACCUCGUUCAAGAAGACGAAUUUGCCUUUCUGUAAAAGACGUUUGUCAAUGUGCCAUUUGAUUUAGUGACCCUGAGCCAGAGGACAUGCCGCUGGAAUCAGAAUGGUUUGGGAAAUGUGACAGUCCUUAGCAGUAAAUGAGAUGGACCAUGAAUUCACUCAAUAAAAUUAAAACGGUUAAGCC